Molecule: messenger RNA, 1105 nt
Organism: Malania oleifera
Lineage: Eukaryota; Viridiplantae; Streptophyta; Magnoliopsida; Santalales; Ximeniaceae
Product: B3 domain-containing protein REM8-like
Exons: 5
Coding region: 47-1030 (327 amino acids)
Molecular function (GO): DNA binding
Source: RefSeq, a predicted model, not a curated record
AGACACACAAACCCCUUUCCCUUCGUCUUCUCCUUCCAGAAAUGGCAUGUUCAAGAAUCCGUUCAAUCAAUCCUCACUUCUUUAUGCCUAUUCUUCCUGGUUCCCACCAAGAACUGUUGAUUCCAUCUUCUUUCAUGAUCAAAUACUAUUGGAUGGCACUCACGGUGAACAUUGCAAGCAAGCUGUCUUGAGGAGCAGCAGCACCAGGAAGCACUGGCCGGUAAAGAUGAACGGCCGGCGUUUGGAAGAUGGUUGGCCGGAGUUUGCCAGAGAUCAUGACUUGCACGUGGGCGAUUUCUUGGUGUUCAGGCAUGAAGGGAACUUCCUGUUUCAUAUUACGGUCUUUGACCCAACUGCCUGCGAGAGGAAAUACCCACCGUCUUAUCAUCAUCAUGUAAAAUUAGAAGAUGAUGAUGAUCAAAGCCAAGAGAAUGAUCACAGUUUCAAACUUGGGCCUGUCAAGGAUUUCAGAGGGUCUAAAGAUGUCUUAAGGAAGAAGCCAGAGCAUCCCUGUUUUUGGCGCACUGUACCAUUUCAUAAGGAUCCCAGAUUGAAUAUACCAUUAUCCUUUGCGAGAGCAAAUGGUUUAAUUGACAGAUGGUGCAAGAUGAUCCUAGUAGACGAGAAGGGAAAAUCAUGGCCAGUGAAUUUAAGGCAGAGAAAAAGUAUCGGCCUUGUUUGUAUUUGUCGCGGUUGGCUUGCCUUCCGAGUUGGGAACGACCUGAAGAGUGGAGACAUCCUGAUGUUUGAGCUUAUUGAGAAAGGAGCCACACCCAUUAUUAAUGUUCAUGCAACCGGAGAAGAAGAUGAGGCUGGCCGGAGACGAGGCGAGACAGGCGGAGAGGAAGAGGCUGGCCCCCAGAAAACGGCAGGAGAUGGGAGCCUAACCGGAGCUGACGGAGAUGAACAUUCGGCCAGGGAACAGCCGGAGGAGACAGCCACACAUAUGCUCGCAGAGCACGUGAUGCCGCGCAGGAAUCGAAAAAACAGCAGCACGUCCCAGACCCGAAAGAGUCAGACUCGGGAAUAGGAUAGGGAAGAAGGAGUUUUUUCCCGUUUUAUUAUUAAAAAGAAAUAAAAUAUAACAUAAUACUUUGGGAAAAAA